Molecule: messenger RNA, 3066 nt
Organism: Naegleria lovaniensis
Lineage: Eukaryota; Heterolobosea; Eutetramitea; Acrasida; Naegleriidae
Exons: 3
Coding region: 1-3066 (1021 amino acids)
Biological process (GO): proteolysis
Molecular function (GO): calcium-dependent cysteine-type endopeptidase activity
Source: RefSeq, a predicted model, not a curated record
AUGGAGUUAUUUGUUUCGGAGAGUGAUUUGUUGCUGGUGCUGAACGCAUCAAAGUGUGAGGACGAAGACAAUCUUAAACAAGCAUGUGAUCUCUACAUUGCCUUUGCUUCUAAAUUUAUGAACCUGAGAAAUCAAGUUCAAAAUAAUUCAUCUCUCAACGCUCAACAUCAAAAGGACAUUCAUUUUCAAAUUACCCAACUCUUAACUUUUGCCAUCAACAAGGCUGAACAUUUGGAAAAACGAUUGAAAUCAAACGUGAACUCUAAUUCCAACAACAAUUCUCUCUCUAAACCAAUUGCUCUUCAUUAUUUGUUUUACUUGUGCGAUAAAAUUGCAGAAGUUGGUGCUCAGCAAGGAAAAACUGAAGACGCUACAAAAUAUUACACGUUAGCUGCUGAAUAUGGAUUGGAAUUGAUCAGGAAUUACAAAAUUCCAUUCCAGUCAGAAGUCAAAACAGCUCUCUCAAAAGCAGAAUCACUGAAGAAAAACAACAAUUCGGAAUUAAUCACUUCUCCAAAACGAAAUAAUUCUUCCGAUAUUUUCAACCAAGCCAAACCAACUUGCCACCUUUCCGUUUUGACUGCACAAACAUUUUCUUCAAGCACCAUACCUUCCGUUCCUAACAAUUCCUCGUCAACGUCUCCAUCUCCUAGAAUUAUACUCAACAACAGUUGCACUUCUACCAUCUCUAAUUAUUCAUCACUUUCUGUAAAUUCCACCAGUACCACCACUAUUUUAGAACGUGCCAUAGUAAGCACAACAGUCAAUGGAUCAACACCAAAACCAACACCUUUAAAACCUCUCACUGAUGAAGAAAUUGAAGUUCUUAAAUACACCAGUGUCAUGGCAUCUGGAUUACUUUUAUAUCCUUGGAAUGAUGAGUUGGAUUUGAAUGAAAAUUUCAAUCUGCCCCUUCCCUUUGUAGAUACUCAACUUAAUUUUCAUGACGAUUCCAACAAACAUGUUUUACCUCUUUCCAAAGAACAAAGAAGCAAAUUAUAUGGUUGGCUGAGGCCUCAUGAAAUUCUUGCCUUACGAUCUUCUAAAAAUUCUCCUCAAUUAAUUUACAAGGAUGAAGUGAACGAAGAUAAUAUUGUACAGUCUCAUGUGGUCACUGAUUGUUCCUUUGUUGCAAGUCUAUGUGUGGCAGCUCUUUAUGAAAGAAAGUAUAAUAAGAAAUUAAUUACGAACAGUAUCUUUCCACAAAAUCCAAAAACAAACAAACCGUAUUACAAUCCUUCUGGAAAGUAUUCCAUCAAAAUAUUUUUGAAUGGAGUCGCACGAAAAGUGAUUAUUGAUGAUCGAUUGCCAGUAGAUUCUCAUGGAAAUUUAUUGUGCUCUCUUUCAUUAAAUCCUGAAGAGUUUUGGGUGAGCCUGAUGGAAAAGGCGUACAUGAAAGUGAAUGGUGGUUAUCAAUUUCCAGGAUCCAAUUCAGGAAUUGAUCUCUAUGCAUUGACUGGAUGGAUACCUGAAGAGGUUAAAAUUUCUAGAGGUCAAUGUACAAGUCCAACAAGUUUUACCUUCCAGGUUAAUGGAAAUGCUACAAACCAUCCAAACAACAAUUCUACUAAUAUGAACAAUUUUGAUAAGGAUUUAUUGUGGAGAAGGAUGUAUGACGGUUUUCAACUUGGAAAAUGUCUAAUUACCAUCUCUACUGGCCAUCUUGAAAAACAAACAGAGGAACAGCUUGGUCUUUACGCCAAUCAUGCCUAUGCUGUUCUUGAUGUGAGAGAGGUAAAAGUAACAAAUUCUUCCAAUAAUGGUACAAGCCCAACAUUUAACAUGUCUCAAAAUGUAUUUAAUGGCAUGUCUCCUACCACUCCAAGCAGUGGAGGUGUCAAGAAACUGAUCAAAGUGAAGAAUCCUUGGACUCGUAAACGAUGGAAGGGUCCUUAUUCACCCAAUGAUUUUGCAUCUUGGACAACACAACUCAAAAAGGAGCUUGAUUAUGAUAAUACCAUAGCUGGUCAACAUGAUAAUGGAGUGUUUUGGAUGAAUUAUGAAAGUUUAUUGAAGUAUUUUCAAACUUUACACUUUUCAUGGAGUCCAGAUUUAUUUCCUUAUACAGAAAUUCGUCACAGUUGUUGGGAUCAUCGAGUGGGUCCAAUCAGUCUUGAUGGAACAGAUCAUCAUACCAUGAACGGCAACCCUCAAUUUCGACUUAAACUCCAAGGGAAGGGAAGCGUUUGGAUCAUGUUAACAAAACACUUUACAUCACUGGAUGAACGUGAUCGAGAUUAUCUAACUUUUCAUGUUCAUCGCGGAAGCAGUGCAUCAGGAGAAACUGUAUAUAAGCAAGGAAUUGACAGAGUUUUCUAUAAUGAAAAUACGCUCAUUCACAAAGGACGAUAUAGUAACGAUCCUCAUUACAGAAUUUGCUUGAACUCUGAAGAUGCUGUGAAAAAGGUCACAAACGACAAGAAGAAAAGACCAUCAUCGAGUCUAUCAAAUUCUGAAACUCUCAACAAGGAUCAAGAUGCUAUUUUCAGAAUUGUUUUGUCACAACAUGAGAAAAUUCAAACCAUCAGAUAUUCCCUUUUCUGUUAUUCCACAGUUCCAUGUACAUUAGAACCCAUCCCUAGUACUUAUCGAUACUUCAAGGCGUACAGAGAUCAAUGGACACCCACAACAUGUGGAGGAAGUUGCAAUCAAAUUUCUACUUAUCGCCUCAAUCCUCAGUAUGUUGUUUCUGCGCCUUCUUCGUCAUCCCUCAGCGUUUCUCCAACUUCGCGAACAAGCCCAGUGAACGUCACAGGAGCUGAUAAGACCAAUCUCAGAUUCAGUUGCUCGACAGCUCAUCCUUUAGAUAUCAAUAUUAUGGUAUUCUCGAAUCAAGGACAACCAAUACUCUUACCUGCAAAAGAGAUUAUGGUUGCCAGUAGCGGUAAUUACCGAAGGUGUUUUGCAAUGUGCAAAAUAAGUAGUCAAGAAUUGACACACAUACAAAAGACAGAUGCUUUAUUUCCUCUCACUGUAGUGUUGUCCAACUUUUCAGGGUCCUUGGGCGAUUUUGAAUUUAGAGCAGAAUCCACAAAUCUUCCGCUAGAAGUUAGAAAAGUUGUGUAA